Dreissena polymorpha is the source of this 4353-nucleotide messenger RNA. RefSeq lists its product as uncharacterized. The record is from RefSeq and is a predicted model, not a curated record. Bases 55 to 1284 code for a protein of 409 amino acids. The transcript has 11 exons. Lineage: Eukaryota; Metazoa; Mollusca; Bivalvia; Myida; Dreissenidae.
AUUUACUGUAGCCAUGUAUUAUGAUUUCAGUGAACAGUUUAUGCGUGGUUAAGAAUGUGUGCUGAAAUAAGGCUAUUCAGUGUCUUAUUUAUUAUUGGCUAUUCACUAUUUUGGGUCGCACUCUUCACACCUUGUGUACAUUCAUGUGUUGCUAUUAGUAAAAUCGUAACAGGCGGUUGCAGGCUUACAGUUUUGAAUCCAGAUUCGAUAUUCUACGACAAUAAUGUAACACUAGUUUUUACACUUGUCCAGCGUAGUAUUGAGGAUAAACCCGAGCUAAUAAGUAACUUUAACAACACAGUGAAACACACCUUUAACACAAUUGUAAAUGAUACCUAUACAUUUACAUUUGUUUUGCCCAGAGUUUCAGGUGUUAAUGCCGAAGAUUAUUAUGUAAAAACGGAUAAGUGUUCUUCUGGAGUCGUUCGCAUUUGCCCACUGGUUAAACCGACAACUCCGUCACAGUCUCCAAAACCUGAGGUCACGAGUGUUGUAAGUACCCUAACCACCAAACAAGGUCUACAUUCAUCGGCACAAACCACACAGUCAAGUACAGUUAAACCGACAACUCCGUCACAGUCUCCAAAACCUGAAGUCACGAAUGUUGUGAGUACCCUAACCACCAAACAAGGUCUAACUUCAUCGGCACAAAUCACACAGUCAAGUACAGAAACCACCAGAAGCACUCAAACUUCAUCGGCACAAAGCACAUGGCGAAUAAAUGACAAACCUUCCGAUACAUCAUCUACCACGAAAAGCCAACCGAUUUAUAACGAAGCAAAUACAGACAGCAUAGACGCACGUGUCUUGAAUCAAAGUGCUGCGAACGACGGAUCUCAAAACGUGAUUAUUGCUGUUGCGUGCGUAGUGUCUGUGGUGAUCAUUGUCAUAGCAGUCGUGAUUGCAGUGGUAUGUAUGAAGCGGAAACGCCGAUCCAUGGCAAACGUUCCACUUCAAGAUACGCCACGCGAAGAUCAAGUGGCUCAAGAGGAAGGUUACGCUAGCAUUGGAGGGUCCGAGUGUCAAUACGCCGUGGUUAACAAACCCAAGAAACUAUCAACGCUUCAAGAAAAACAGGACUCACCUGUUGAAAAUAAACCAAUGGAAAUACAGUCCAAACCCGAGAAACCCUCUGGGGCCGGAGAGCUGAUCUAUGCUGAUCUGGACAAAGAAGCUUUGACGGCAAAGCCGAUCAAUUCAACACCUGCUGGAACCGUGGAGUACGUAGGCAUUGACUUCGCGAGAACGGUGGCUUUACCAGAUGCGAAUAAGCAAGAAGAGUAAAGGAUUGCUUGAGCACGUUCCCACCAAUAAUAGGGUUUUCAUGACUUGUUAUUGGUAUUACUGGGUACUUAGUUCGUAUCUGUCAGAAAUGUAGAUAGAAGUUCUACUUAAUUAAAAUCACCACAGGAUUUGCGUUAGAUCUAUAGUGCUAUAUGUCAAACAUGAACGCCAAGGAAUCAAAUAUAAUUAAAGAACCUAUUUACCUUUUUAGCGGUAAAGCUGUUUUAAGCGUAUUGUAGACUGUGUAAAUAUGUAUAGUAGCAUAGGUUUGUGAAAAGCUAGAAAUGAAAAAAGUUACACAUCUUAAAGAUGAAGUUUUUUUGUUUUAUUUUUCUUUUAUGAUAUCUCUAUAUUUUUUAUAGAUAUUUUUCUUGUAUUGAAUUUUACUAUACAUGGUAAUGCACAGAUUUAGGAAAUACUUGCGUACAACUUGUUGUUUGCCUUGUAUUUGAAAGUUAAAUUUGAAUGGACUGUCACUUGAUAUAGCAAUGUACAUACCAAAUAUGCUUUAUAAAUACAAUCAUGCAUGAAGCAAUAGUCUUUACAUUUUAAGUAUGUUGUUGUUGUUUUUUUACAUUUAUUUUACAUUGCAACGUAGAGUGUGGAUCAUUAUUAAAACUUUUGUUCUGAUCGACAGUGCCCAAACACGAACUGUGUAUCUAUUUAAUGGUUCAUAUAUAGUAUUUCUAAGACUGGGAAGACUUUGGCAUAACAUUCUAAAAGAGUAAAUGUCUUGAGCCAUUCUUUUAAAUAAUGAAAACCAACGAGUGACAUUUGAAUGCAAACAAAAAACAUUUCAUUAUGAUCCGUAAUUGUUAUUAGAUUAUUAUCUUCGCAUUUAAAUGUAGUGUUGCUUGUUUGUUAUAUUUACUUAUAUUAUGCUUUGUUUGUAUUCGUGUACAUACAUUAUUGAUUUACAUUUUAUUGCACGAUUAGCUGUCGUUGAUGCAAACCAUUUAGAAACUGUCAUUGGGAGUUCCAACUAAGGUGUCAAUGGAGCCAUUUUUGCAACAAAAAAGAUAAGAUUAAAAAUUGCAACUUGCAGCCAUGCAAGCUUUUUGACGUGAAAGUUUCAGGGCAAUUUUCUUGUCAAUAUUGAUAAGUUUGCAUAGAAAAAAGUAUGUGGUUUUCAUUGAUGCGGUAUUAUCACAUAUGAUGUCAAAUACCCACAUGAAAAUUAGCAUUUGAGGGAUUGUUGUUGGAGAAUGUUUAUGUUAUCACUAUAAAUUAUUUCUUUGUAACGCUAAUUUUAAGAUCAAACUAAUAAAGAUGUGUUUUCGUCCCAUUUUGUAUGUGAACGAUAUGUGUAAAUGUUUGGUAUUGACUACUAUUUUAAAACAAAAACUAUUGGUACAUAUUUACAUCUCGUGAGCAGGAGGUAUCGAUAGAAUUCAAAUCAUGAUCUGUUCUUCAAUAUUUGGGAAGGUUUCUUGAACUUCAAAUUGACACUGCAUAAAAACAUCUUGUAUAUAAGGACAAUUGAAAACAUGACACUACUUACAUUUAAAAUUAUAAUGUUUCUUUAAAACGGCAUUUAACUAAUGGAAUCUCCCACCCAUCAUUUUAUGGAGAUGUUUUUGAGUGUGUUCGCAAAUGUAAAUAUCUUAAAGCAAUUGUUUGUAUCAAACUUUUAAAUUUAAUUAACUCCAUUUUAUCGAAAGAAUAUGAUGCUGACAUACAUAAAACACAUGCUUUUUACUGACGCAGCUACAUACAUUGCGUCGCUUUAUUGCUAAAGUGCUCUAUCUCCAUUUUUUUCAAAAAUGAGUUUUAUAUCGCUGUGUUCGUGAGAACGAGAUCUUUAAUAUGACGUAAUCGGAUUAAAGAUUCAGUCGCCACAGAAGAAGUUGUUCGAUUCCAUUUUGCUCUAUCUCCCACAUUUUGUAUAGAAUACAGAAGAAGUUUUUCGAUUCUAUUUUGCUCCAUCUCCCACAUUUUUACAAACGGAUGAAUGCUGUACUGCACCAUCUCCGGGACUUAGAGCAAAGUAAUAAACGAUUUAUAUAUCUCCAUACAUAAAAUUGCAAAUAGCAUGAACAUAUAAUUUACUAAAGUAAAUAUUUAAUUAUAUUCAUAUUCUCCGUUUGCUGAUAAAUACUUCGGUAUAUUUUGUCCACAUACGUGCAUAAAUAAGUGAGAUAAUAAAGGUUAAACCUUUAAAUGCGUUUUUCUCCAAAAAAUGAAAUUGGUAGUUAGAGCACUAUAGCAAUCAAGCGACGAUUGGUAAUCGGGAUUAUAUCGUUCAACUUUGUUAAUAUUUUCUUUCUGACGGGCGUUUCUCAUUCAAUUUAUUUGUAAGCUUUGUUUAUUUAUUUUCAAUAAUAUACGCGUGUAUAGAUUACGCAGCUUUUUAUCAUUACUAGUAUAAUGUCCGUUUCGAUAACUUAUCGCCUCAGUCUAUACGGUUAUUCUUUUUAGGUAUUACAUUCAUUUUCUUUUUAAUUUAUUUCCAUAGUACAUUACAGUCACAUAAACACCCGAGCUAUGUAAUAUGGAUCUUUUAAACCCAAUAGUGCUGCUUCUUCCUGUAUUUGCACGAUGAUGAUCUGAACUAUUAACUCUAUGAUGAUAUUUUCUUAACUCUUUUUGUAAAAAGAAGGGUUUAAUGACAAGUGUUCGUAAUUUCAUUUCAUCGAUCCUCAAAAAGAUGUAACUCUGUUGCUCUGGUCUCCUUCCUACCAUUGAGUAAUUAAUUAGUCAUUAAAUUGAAUGUUUUUUAAGGUUAGAUUUUAUCUACACUUAUAUGUAUCAUAAAUAUUACUGAGCAAAGUGUGAGGUUGAGCCUCUAAAACCGGUUUAAACCCCAAGUGCUUAGCAUUGACCGUUCCUAGGCGGUGACCCAAGCUUUAUUCUUCUAUUUGUGUAUGUUGUUUGCUAUCGUGCCGUACUGUUUUUGGCAAUUGGUUACUUGCCAUGAAAGAAGAACCACGAACGUGUGUAUACUAGGAAUGCAAUACUGCUGGAGCACUUCUUUAUACUAUACACUCUGGGGCAUACAAUUGUAAGAAAUUCUGUGGAAACAAAGAACUAAGUUGCAUUAUUUUUUAUUUUGUCAAUAACAAGUAUGUA